CUGCGGCGUCGUCGGCUGCCCGGCCGGCGCCCGAGUUAGAUUGAAACGUUGGCCCUAAUGUGAGCAGUAGUGCGCGUGUGGAGGGGUGUCGCCGUCGCCGUCGCCGUCGCCGGGGGGGAGGAAAAUUGGAGGGGCGGCGCGCAUCUCGCGUCUGGCGCGUCGCACGUCAGCUGCCACUCAAGCGGACACACGCGCUCCGCCGAGCCGCCGGCUUACAAGUCAUUUCCAGGCGCCGUCCUGCGUCGCGGCGCCUCCACUCGUCCCAGACUUCUUUACAUUUCCCCGCACGAGGCAGUUUACUCCGGGUGCUCCUAUGGUUUACGAUGUUCAGUCGGUACUCGACCGGCCACUUGUACGCGCCUGACAUUUUUUUUCGGAACAGAGAAUAACUCGUUUAAGGGAAGGACGCUAGUGCGUGAGGGAGUAAAGACGUGGAGGUCUCGGGCUGUCGGAUGAGAAUGCCACAAAUUGUGCUCUCGCCCAGUUUUUCUGCAACCACUAGCUGAAUAACUGCAAAUUGACUGGGCUCAGCUGUGGUGGCAGACGGGUCGAGAAAUAAAAGAGAAAACGAUGGCUCGAGUCUGGGCGCGGCUGUAGCGAGGGGCGGAAGUGCAGUGCUAGGACUGUCGUGAUGGCACUGGACACGGAGGGCCGCGGCGAGGCGGCGGGGCUGCCCUUCUCGGUGGCCAACAUCCUGCGGCCCGACUUCGGCCGGCGCUGCGUGCGCCUCUUCCGGCCGCACGAGGCGCUGCCCCUCAUUCCCAGCGUCGCCCCCGCCGCCCCCAAGAAGCCGGUGGCACAGCCGCCACCCCCGGUGCCGCCGCCCCCGGUGCCGCCUCCACCGACGCUGCCGACGCCUUCGUUGCCACUGCCCGUGCCGGUGCCGGUGCCGGUGCCGGUUCCGGUUCCAGUGCCGGUGCCGCCCCCGCAGCAGCCGCCGCCUCCGCAGCCUGCGCCGCCCCCGCCAGCCCCCGCACAGGCUCCGACGGCCACCGCCGCCACCACCGCCGCCGCAACCCCCGCCUCCCCCGCCGCAGCCCAGCAGCUGUGGCCGGCUUGGGUGUACUGCACCAGAUACUCGGACAGACCCUCUUCAGGUCCUCGGUCGCGACGGCUGAAGCGCAAAGACAAGAAGCCGGAGGAGAAGCGGCCGCGCACGGCGUUCAGCGGCGAGCAGCUGGCGCGGCUGAAGCACGAGUUCACCGAGAACAGAUACCUGACUGAGCGCCGCCGCCAGGAGCUGGCCAGGGAGCUGGGCCUCAACGAGGCGCAGAUCAAGAUCUGGUUCCAGAACAAGCGCGCCAAGAUCAAGAAGGCCAGCGGCCAGAAGAACCCGCUGGCGCUGCAGCUGAUGGCGCAGGGCCUCUACAACCACAGCACCGUGCCCAUCGAUGAGGAUGACGAGGAGACGACAGCACCGCCCCCGCAGCAGCAGCCGCCGGCGACGGCCCCGCAGACCGGCCCCGGCGUCCUGGCUGCUCCCACAACACCGUGAACCGCCGCGACACUGUGCAGUGACUUGGACUACUGGCAGCAUCAACAAACAUUUUGCAGUAGCAAUAGCAGUGCACCAGCCUGUCAGACAAUUCCGCUGUGCGUCAAGAGGGAGUAACGAAACGAGAACUAAAAAUCCCUCCUGCGCGGACGUUUGAGAAUGAUCUCCCAUUUAAUCCACCGUAGCUACUAAUCGUUGUGGAGUGCAGGUUGCCAUAUUCCUACUGUAUGUGGGAUUUAUCUGAGAAGCUUGUGGCUUAAUUAUAAGUUUAUGACUGGUGUCUUGUGUUCUGUUCACGAGAAUAAUGCUGAUAAUGAGUGAUAGGCAAUUCCAGCAAUGUAAGAAAGUGUGAAAGCUUGGUUUAGUUCAUUUGGUUUGCUCGCUGCCUGUUAUAUUGUCUUUACCUAAAAUUACAUUAUUUAUUUCUGGUAUGCUAGUAGUUGGCUGAAAACGCUCCAACAAAAGAUAGUAGAACAGAUUAAAUCACAUUCAUGUCUAAAUUAUGAGAUAUAUUUUUGAAAUAAUAUAGCAUUAAUUCUGUAAUUAUCCGAGUGAAACAAACAGGUGCUUGUACAUAUCAGUAGAACACUUAAAAAAAGCAGAAAGACACGAUAUUCUCAAUGGUAACCACUGUACCACUGAAAUGUAACCGUGGCCGUUAAACUGUAGAUGCGAUAUUUCCUCGAAGUAAAGGUUUACUGUCGGAGGUCGCUUCAUUGAGAGUAUAAUUGCGCAAAUGAAUUUUUAUUAAAAAGAAAUAAACAUGUAUAUUAUAUUUCAGUGCAACAUGUUUAGUACCGGUAUGUCUCAAGAUGUCUGUGUCUCCAGGCUUCUAGUCCAUUUCAUAAACAAUAUGUUAUCACGUUGAUCAGCUGGUGCACUUACUGGGAAUAAUUAGUUUCCCUCAGACUGUUGGAGGGAAUUUCUAAGGAAUAUAAAAAAAAUCUCAAAUUGCUGCAAGUUGUGAUUCUUCUUCAGUAAUUUUAUUGAGUUUUGUAGUGAAAAAAUAUCUAUUUCCUUCCAGUUUGUGAAAAGGAACAUAUUACCAAAAACAUUUCAUUUAUAACUAUAAACAAUCAUUUUCGUUUGUCUUAUCCGAAAUUAUAGACAAAUAUUUAGUUGAUUUAACACAGUGAUAAACUUAGAAAUGCACUCGUGUUAACAGUAGACAAAAUGUUGUAAGAAAAGUGAAUGCAUGUCAGCGCUGUAGUAUUUAUAUGUAGCAGAGCAAUAAUAUAUGGUGAUUAGUACACUACAUCGCUAAAGAACAAUGCUGGGAAUAAGGCUAACAUUAUCAGCAAUAUAAAUGACAGUAAGUGAAUACGACUUUUUCGUGACAUCCUUAUAUAAUGUAAAUAUAAUUAAAG
Messenger RNA from Schistocerca cancellata (South American locust), 2862 nucleotides. RefSeq names its product homeobox protein engrailed-1a-like. The transcript has 2 exons. Lineage: Eukaryota; Metazoa; Arthropoda; Insecta; Orthoptera; Acrididae. The record is from RefSeq and is a predicted model, not a curated record. Gene Ontology annotation, biological process: regulation of transcription by RNA polymerase II; multicellular organism development; neuron differentiation. Gene Ontology annotation, molecular function: DNA-binding transcription factor activity, RNA polymerase II-specific; RNA polymerase II cis-regulatory region sequence-specific DNA binding. Gene Ontology annotation, cellular component: nucleus. Bases 632 to 1495 code for a protein of 287 amino acids.